AUGGAUCCAUGUGACCCAAUCAUCAAGCUAGUUUUUCAGAAUCCCACUGGUGGUACUGUGAAUCUUAAUGUUCAUCAAGGGGUACUUUGCAAAACUUCAGAGUUCUUCCGAAAAGCGAUAGAUCUAAAACAGGCCAGCUUGAGCAAGGAUCUAACCAGCAUAAACCUUUCUGAUGAAGAUCUGGAUACGGUCAAGAAAUAUAUCAAAUGGCUCUACACCAAUGAAUUCCCGAUUGAGUUGUACAAAUCAAACCAAGGCAUGAAUGAUGAAGAGGCCAAGGCAGCAGAUGGCGACACAGCGGAGAAAGUCUUCAUCUUCCUUGCAAAAGCAUACGUCUUUGGAGAACAAUUCAGGGAUACAAAGUACAAGAAUGCGGUUCUUAGAAACAUGUUUAAAGCUCUUAAGACAUGUCCGUGGCAGCCCGGGCCAGAGAGUGUGAAGAUUAUCUACAAAGGCACUCCACCCAAUUCUCCACUUCGGCGUUUGAUCGCUACAGACAUUGCGUACAUGCUUUGCGAAUGCUCUACGGAAAACGACAGUCUCGACUUUUUCGAUGCAUAUCCCAGACGAGCACUCGCAGAUGCAUUGAAAACCACGAUUAGAACGCGCGGCCUACCAGACGACGACCUUCCUACGAUCGAGUCGUUUCUUCAUGACGAGAGUUCGCAAGAUACCUCUAUGCAGGAACCAGGAUGCUAG
Bipolaris maydis ATCC 48331 is the source of this 699-nucleotide messenger RNA. RefSeq lists its product as uncharacterized. The record is from RefSeq and is a predicted model, not a curated record. Gene Ontology annotation, molecular function: protein binding. Lineage: Eukaryota; Fungi; Ascomycota; Dothideomycetes; Pleosporales; Pleosporaceae.